AGUGGCAACGAUAAGUCUAUAUGAAGUUCAGAGGGAGUAUUGCGUCGUAGUUUCCGUUCCAGUUUUCCAUCUGCCAUCAAGCCUGAAUGUCCUCCGAUGAACUUUCUGACAGUCAAUUCUCUGGAACUGGAAUCUUUCUUAAUGGCAUUUUCUAUGAAGUCUUCAUCAACACAUGAAACAGCUCAAGUUGAUUAGAAACAAAGGGGGGGGAAAAACCCCCAACAAAUUGGCGUGAAUUCUCAAGGACCGUUUGAGAAGGCAUCACACUUUUGUUUUAGGACAAACCAGUCAAAAGAAGGCGAUUUUCAUUGUUGAUUGACUAAUAGACAAAUUAAUUGCAGAGAUUCAGCUUUGUAUACUUUUCAAAUGUAUCGUCUCAAAGCCAGAGUAAAACGCCCAAAAGCUCUCCUCGUCGUGACACUCACUAUGAGCAUGUCUUUUCUAAUACUGUACUCGAUGCUCGACCUGCAGUAUUCUCACGCUCAAUCAGAGGUACUGGAAAUUCCCCUUACUGCCACCCCUCUCAAUGUCACGAUUAUGACCAAGACCUCAGUCAAAGAAAGACAGAAAACCACUGCAAGCCCAAAUCAAGUGAGCUCUUCAGCCUCUGUUUUGGAGAAAGUCUCUAUCUCCGAAACCUUCUGGAAGUCUGUUCCAAAGAACAGUGCUUAUUGGAAUAGGAAGUUUCAUUCCAUGCUCAGGGUUCUAGACCAUAUGGAGAAUGUGACAAGCCAUGAGUCACCUGACAGGUUUCACUGCAUGAGGGAAAGUGAUGAAUCAUUGCAUUUGAACAUCCCAGACUUCAACUCUUACCCUGCUCUUUAUCAGGACUUUCUGCAUAGUAUGGCAUGCCAUGACUCACAGAUUGUCAUUGACCAGCCCAACAAGUGUGGCUUAGACAAUGGGGAUGAUCAUGUCUUUCUUCUAUUUGCCAUCAAAUCCACUCCACAGCAUUUUAUGCAACGACAGGCAGUCCGGGACACUUGGGGAAAGGAAGGUGUUUAUCUCAAUGGGCUACGAGUAAGGACGGUUUUUCUCCUUGGCAGGUCUCAUGUGGACGAUCCUAAUCUAGAUAAACUCAUUUCUUUUGAGGCUAAGGAGUUUGGUGAUCUCCUCAUUUGGGAUUUCCAAGAUUCCUUUUACAACCUGACACUCAAAGAGAACGUAUUCUUCAAGUGGUUGCUGCAGAGCUGUCCCCGUGUCUCCUUUGUUUUUAAAGGCGAUGACGAUGUUUUUGCCAACACACAUGCAAUACUCAACUAUCUAAAGACUCUGAACCCUACCAUGGCAUCCAAACUGUACACUGGUCAAAUAAUUUCGCAAGCCAGCCCCCUGCGUGACCGCAAGAACAAAUACUAUGUUCCACAAUCCUUCUACGAAGGUGCCUAUCCUCCUUACGCUGGUGGAGGAGGCUUCCUCUUUUCUGGUUCCCUUAUUCAUUCCCUUUACUCCAUCUCCAGAUAUAUCCCGUUUUUUCCCAUAGAUGAUGUCUACACGGGGAUGUGUUUCCAAGCACUUGGGAUAUUGCCAGAGAAACACAAAGGCUUUCAAACCUUUGACAUCCGUGAACAGGACCGUGAUAAUGCCUGUGUGCACAGAGACCUGCUCCUGGUGCACCAGCGAGAUCCUCAACAGACCACACGACUCUGGAGGGCCAUGCAUAGUCCACUCCUGACCUGCUGAUUUACUCUCAGAUCUGAACAUAUCCCUAUUGUUCUGCUAUGGCAACAGAAAAGAGAUGCUGAGACUCUGAGCCUGCUCCAAGCCCUAGUAACUAUGCUGUUAUGGGUGAAUGGCUGGUGACGGCUGGUGUCACUGUGUCAGACUUUGUGUCACGUUCUCUGGAAGGGUCCAUGCAUGAAAUGUCUUUGUCUUGUUUUCUUGAAUAAUCUGUAUUUACAUGUGAAUAGGUUUGGUGGCUUUGGCCAGAAAUGAAGUGUGCCUCUGCAGCUUUCAGCUUUGAAAAUAUUUAUAAUUAGAAUGAACUUAAUCAAAAGAAAGCUGAUGGGACAAGCUGCACAUUUUUAUGCUGUGUCUGAAUGCGUUUAGA
Messenger RNA from Chanos chanos (milkfish), 2050 nucleotides. RefSeq names its product UDP-GlcNAc:betaGal beta-1,3-N-acetylglucosaminyltransferase 2, like (gene b3gnt2l). Gene Ontology annotation, biological process: poly-N-acetyllactosamine biosynthetic process; protein O-linked glycosylation. Bases 367 to 1683 code for a protein of 438 amino acids. Gene Ontology annotation, cellular component: Golgi membrane. The transcript is spliced from 2 exons. The record is from RefSeq and is a predicted model, not a curated record. Lineage: Eukaryota; Metazoa; Chordata; Actinopteri; Gonorynchiformes; Chanidae. Gene Ontology annotation, molecular function: protein N-acetylglucosaminyltransferase activity.